UUACAAGGAAAAAAAUGAAUUUGUGAAACAUAUGAAAAAGCAUUGUAUGUUUUGUGAUGUUUUAUGUGAAAGUGUAAACGAUUUAGAAUUGCACUUAGAGAACCAUCAUGGAGAUGAGCAUGUAAUGAAACAAAAUCGAGAUCAACAACAAGAAAAACUAAAGCAGCAGCAUGAAAAUAAAUCAGCUGUGAAGGUGGAAAAGUUUUGUGGUGAUUGUGAUAAAAUUGUGAAUAAUAUACGAUCACACGUUCGUAGCGAAGAACAUCGAUCCACCGUGAGAAAAAAUCUGGAUUCUGACAUAAAAAUUGUUAAAAGUGCAUUUAACAAAAAUAUACUCAGCUAUGAGAUACAAAACAAUAAAGACAUUUUGUACCCGAUCGAUUUUCUUAAUGCUUCAAAAGAAUUAAUAAUUAAAACCUUGAAAAAUGAGUUAAACGGUAAAACGCUCAUAAAAUUUAAUAUGGAACUCCAAGGACUGUAUGUGAAACCAAACAAUGAAAAAGAUGGACCUUCAACUUCCAAAGAGUUAACUAUUGAAAAUAUAUUUAAUCAUAUUUCAAAAACAACGCUAUUAACCCUGGGAGAUGAUUUGGAAGAGGUCGUUUUCAACCACUGUGUGGAAAUUAUAGCUAAAUCAGAAGAGUUCCAAGAAAGAGGCUCUAAUUGGGCCCUGGAGAAACUUUUAAAACUUGACAUAAAUGUGUUGAGAGCCAACUUAACACGUGGCUCACAUUAUAUUCCAACUCCGAAAUCAUUAAGCAACAAGAAGGGUGCGUGCCUUAACAUCAAAAACUAUGAUGACUUUUGUUUUAAGUGGUGUAUGGUUGUUGCAUUGGGGGAAACUGCAUAUGGAGAUCCGAGUAUAACCUCUUCAUAUAACGUAGACAUACACCAAGAUGUCAUUAUUCUGCAGUCUGGAAUAUCGCUAAAUUUCGAACAAUUAAAUUUCCCAUUGGGUCUUAAAUAUAUAAAAAAAUUUGAAAUGAACAACCCAGAGAUUAGCGUAAAUGUUUUCGGUUAUGAAAACAAGUCGGUCGUUGGUCCAUAUUACUUAACAAAGGAGACGAAAAGCAAUCACAUUAAUUUAAUAUUGCUGCACAACGAAGAAAAUUUCCAUUACAUUUUGGUUAUGGAUAUGUCUUGUCUUAUGCGGUCUCAAUUCACAAGUCAUAAGGAGAAAGGUUACUUUUGUUUUGGAUGCCUGCAAUGUUUCCACGAUGAAAAUAAAUGUAUGACUCACAAAAAGCAGUGUGGAAAAGUAGUCUGUGCCCUGCCGAACAAAAAAGAAGCCGUACUAAAGUUCGUCAAUCACAAGAAAAAGGAUAAGGUGCCUUUCGUUAUUUAUGCUGACUCCGAAAGUGUACUGGAAGACGUGCAGGAAGAUGAGAACAAUGGGGCGAGUAAAAAAACGGAAAAGGUAAAGAAGCAUAUUCCAUGUGCUUUUAGUUAUUUUAUUAAAUGUAGUUUUAAUGAAAAUUUAAAUAAGUUAUUUAUAUAUAGUGGUCCCGACGCAGCAAAUGUUUUUCUGAAAGAACUAAUUCAGGAUUGUAAAUUUUUGUAUGAUAGUUACCUAACCAAAACGAAACCUAUGAAUACUCUAACCCCCGAAGAAGAGACAGCCUUUCUUAGGGAUAUCAAUUGUCGUAUAUGUGGCGACAUUUUAGGUAACGAUAGGGUGAAAGAUCAUUGUCACUUAACGGGGCAAUAUCGAGGUGCGGUACAUAACCAUUGCAAUCUGCAAUAUCAUCUACCUAAAUUUAUUCCAAUAUAUUUCCACAAUUUUUCUUCGUACGACUGUCACCUCUUCUUUAAAGAGUUAGUUGAAUUUGGAGGUGAAAUAAGAGUCAUACCUCAAAACAAAGAAAAAUAUAUUUCAAUGUCUUAUUUCAUUAAUAUGGAUAACGAGUCAACCGACUCUAGUUCUUUAAAAAGUACAGUUGUUGUAGGAGAAGAAGAAGAUUCGAGUGAGGAAGAUGAUGAGGAAUUCCAGCAAGAAGAGGAAAGUGAGGGCAAAAAAGAGAAGAAAAAGAAAAUGAAUAGAUUAGAGCAUCGUUUCUUAGAUAGUUUUCGAUUUAUGCCUACUAGUUUGGAUAAAUUAGCAAGGAAUUUAUCUCGAGAUUCUUUUGUUGCUGUCAGAUCUCAUUUUCCUGAUGAUGAAUCAUUUGAACUUAUGACUAGGAAAGGAGUAUUUCCCUACGAAUAUAUGUCAUCAUUUGAAAAAUUGAAGGAGAAACAACUUCCCCCUAUAGACCAAUUUUAUAAUAAGUUGACCGAUACUGAAUGCUCGUCAGACGAUUAUAGGCAUGCAACAAAUGUUUGGUCACAUUUUCGAUGUCAAACUAUGCAAGACUACAUGGAUUUGUACUUAAAAGCUGAUGUCUUGCUUUUAGCAGACGUAUUUGAAAAUUUCAGGAGCUUAUGUAUGCGAAUUCACGAACUGGACCCUUGUCAAUAUCUCACAGCACCAUCUCUAUCUUGGGAUGCAAUGCUACUAUGUACUAAAGUCGAACUUGAGCUACUCAGAGAUAUAGACAUGUACAAUUUCUGCAAAAAUGGUAUUCGGGGAGGGCUUACCCAGUGCUCAAACAGACACUCGGUAGCAAAUAAUGAAGAUGCUCCCAAUUAUAAUAGUGCCAAACCAGAGGUAAAUAUCUAUUAUUUGGAUGUAAAUAAUUUAUAUGGUACAGUUAUGACUGAGUGUCUCCCUGAAAAGAUUUUAGAUGGGUGGAGGGUUAUGAAAUGGAGAAAUUCAAUGAUCCAGCUGUAA
This is a messenger RNA of Musca domestica (house fly), 2767 nucleotides long. RefSeq lists its product as uncharacterized. The transcript has 2 exons. The record is from RefSeq and is a predicted model, not a curated record. The coding region runs from base 32 to 2767 and encodes 911 amino acids. NCBI's taxonomy places the organism in Eukaryota, Metazoa, Arthropoda, Insecta, Diptera, Muscidae.